This is a messenger RNA of Poecilia reticulata (guppy), 3243 nucleotides long. RefSeq names its product potassium inwardly rectifying channel subfamily J member 10. The record is from RefSeq and is a predicted model, not a curated record. NCBI's taxonomy places the organism in Eukaryota, Metazoa, Chordata, Actinopteri, Cyprinodontiformes, Poeciliidae. Gene Ontology annotation, cellular component: plasma membrane. Gene Ontology annotation, biological process: regulation of monoatomic ion transmembrane transport; potassium ion import across plasma membrane. Gene Ontology annotation, molecular function: inward rectifier potassium channel activity.
CUGCCACUUUGGGAAGAAAUUGCGGGCAGCGAGACGGCGGGCUUCGGGUCCGAUACGGGAGCCCAAACGAGCCAAUGAGAGGCCCCAUAAUUCUGCUCGAGUGGUGUACAGUAUCGUGGGACGCAGGCUGCAGAAUUACAGGGUGUCCUGUGAGCAUGCGUAUGACAACAGAGAAGACAUGUAGAGCAAAAGGCUGAGGCUCUGGGCUCCAACUUCCUCUCUGCACGUGACAAUUAGCUUACAGUCUGCUCUGAGAAGAUGACUUCUUCUACCCCGCCCUGCUCUCGCAGCUCUUCCCCCCAAAAGGUUUGCCACUCUCAGACCCAAACUGAUGUUCUGAAGCCGUUGCUGGGCGGCGGUUCUUCUGUUGGAGGCGGGACUCUGCGAAAGAGGAGGCGGAUCCUGUCCAAAGAUGGCCGAAGCAACAUGCGCAUCGAGCACGUCAGUGGGAGGAACGCUCUCUAUAUGCGUGACCUCUGGACAACUUUUCUUGAAAUGCCUUGGCGCUACAAGUUCUUCCUGUUUACAGCAACGUUCGCGGGGACCUGGUUUCUGUUUGGGGUUGUGUGGUACCUCGUUGCUUUGGUGCAUGGAGACCUGCUGGAGUUCGAUCCGCCGUCCAACCACACGCCCUGUGUGAUGCAGAUGCAGACCCUCACAGCAGCCUUCCUCUUCUCUCUGGAGUCCCAGACAACCAUCGGUUAUGGUUUCCGAUGCAUCACAGAGGAAUGCCCGGCUGCCAUCAUCCUCCUCAUCCUGCAGCUGGUCAUCACCAUGCUCCUGGAAAUCUUCAUCACCGGCACCUUCCUGGCCAAGAUUGCACGGCCAAAGAAGCGAAGUGAGACGGUGAAGUUUAGCCAGCAUGCUGUUGUAUCGACCCAUGAAGGCCAACCCUGCCUGAUGAUCCGGGUGGCCAACAUGCGCAAGAGUCUUCUUCUUGGAUGCCAGGUGACAGGGAAACUCCUGCAGACGUCCCUGACAAAGGAAGGUGAAACAGUCCGCAUGGACCAGAGGAACGUGCCCUUCCAGGUGGACACUUCCAGCGACAGCCCCUUCCUCAUCCUCCCCCUCACCUUCUACCACAUCAUCGAUGACAACAGCCCCCUGAGAGCCUGGGCCGCCAAGGGUGGUGGAUGGACAGAUCCAGAGUUGGCUGACUUUGAACUCUUGGUGAUCAUGAGUGCCACAAUAGAGCCGACCUCCGCCACCUGCCAGGUCCGCACCUCCUACCUGCCAGACGAGAUCCUCUGGGGUUACGAGUUCCCCCCCGUCGUCUCCCUCUCACAGUCUGGCAAAUACGUAGCAGACUUUUCCUUCUUUGACAAAGUGGCGAAGACCAAGACGACCCCCAUCUUCAAAUCGUCCAGUUUGCAACACGAGUACCAGAGCAACGGAGGCGGACCCGUGUCUGAGGUGACAGACCCGGAGAAGAUUCGUCUGGAGCAGAGCUACAGGGAGCAGCGAGGCGAAGACCGAGGCCGAGUCAGAGACGGCCCCACAAGCGUUCGCAUCAGCAACGUCUGAGCAGCUAAACUGGCUGAAAGUCAGACAUUUUGUAGCAGAACAACAUGAGAGUUUGUGAAACUUUUCACACAUGUAAGACAAAGAUUGUUUUCAUUUUUUAUCAAAAUGACUUAAGGCAAACACGGAUGGUACUGCGUUUUGUAAGGAAAUAUUUGCUAAAACUGCUGUGGUUUAUUCUCAUCUUGUCACUUAUGAUGGAAUAUCUAAAAAACUCUAUGCUAAAAGAGUCAAGUAAGGAAAAAAUUAAGUGUAAAUCGAACAUAAUUAAUCUCAGAUUAGACUGAAAGAUGUAAAAUCUAAAAAGUUCUACCUUCAUACUUUUUGCCAUUGUCUCACCAUCACAUUUUUCCUUGCAUACUUCGAGAUGAUCUGACUGUCCAGGACUGAAUGCUCAGAGCUCCAUAUCAUGUCCAUAGGUGCCUCCAAUUUGCUUAAAUUGUUUUCAUCUCAUUUAAUCAGAAAAUGUCUCCCUCCUCCCUACCAUGUCAGUCACUCCAAAUAUUCACUCACACAGUGAAUCUUUAUCAAAGCAGACAGAGUGUCUGCGUGGCAUAGCAUGAGAUAAAGUCAUAAUAUCGCCUCAUUGUUGGAACCUUUGAAACUGAAACAUUUUUAACGUAUAAUGUUUGUAUGAAAAAAGCUUUUCGAAGCUUUUUCCAUCUUUCUUGUGAUAAUUUUCUAUAUGAUCCAACUAAGAACUUAAGAGAGAAUUUGAAAAAAACCUGCAACAACCUGGAGGCAUGAGUGCUCAACCUUAAACUCUUUGUUGAAUCUCUGCUUGAUUCGUUUCUAACGUUCAGUUUUCUUUGGUAGGAGUUUAAUAUCAUCCAACUUCUUGACCUGGAAACAUUUCCCAUGCCCUCUGUGCUCACAGACUCACUGAUUUAUAAAAUUGAGUAGAACCUGGUUUUUCACACCGUGCAAAACUGUGAAGCUGGUCUUUGGCUGAUUUACUUGGAUGGUGAAAAAUAAAAUUCUUCUUUAUCGUCAGCUUUCUAUUAUAAUCCAUAGAUGUUUGGACUUUUAGUCUUAUUUAUGUUUCUGUUGCUUAUUUCUUUACUUCUAUUCUCCUUCUUGCCAUCUUAGUUGUUUAUCCCUUGUCUCAGAUCAGCUGCUUUAUUGUUUCUGUUUUGGAUUUCGUCAUGUUUCUUUCUGUCAGCUGAAGGUUUUGGGUGAAAUGUAGCAUGAGGAAAUGUUCAUGACUUUAACUACAGUCUAGUCUCAUAUCAUCUGAGGGAAAAGUAACUCUCAGAAUGAUUCGGUCACCAGCCUGUUUCACUUUGGUUGGUGUUCAUUUGCUGAUGAUCUGUGGUGGUUUUGUGCCAAACUUUCCAUCUGUAACUGUGGCUAAAAGUUCCAGUUUCUUCCCAUCAGACCAUAACGGGCUUUUAGACAGAACUUUUCUUUCGAAGGAAAUGUUUUUACCAUGCAGUUCUACCCAGGAAUAUGAAAAAUCCCUGACGUUGCUGUCACAUGUAGAUCAUAAUACUUCUGUGUUCUUGUUUUCCUGUGGCAUGACGCAUCUAUAAUAUUUCUCAUACAAUCCUCCUCACAAAGGCUUAUGAGUUUUUGCUUAACUGUUUAUCCAAGAAGCCUGAAUGUUUAAAUUGUUUUAAAAAGUGCCUAAAAGUUUCGAUUAAGGGUGUGCACAUGUCGGCAACUUUUUUAUUUUUUCUAUUUUCCUUUUUCAGUAGUGUAAGGUUUUGCUACAUCAAAGGG